AUGAAAAUGCCAGUAGCAAAGUUCCGACAUCCGACGCUAUUUUGGUGUGGAACCAUUAUUUUUAUUCGAGUUUCCCCUGCUCUUAAACAAUCGGCACCCGUAUUUGAACUCACGCUGAUAUCAAGUAGCGCUGAUUUGGCAUUAAAUGAAGCACAGAUACCUUAUGAGAAACGUAUACAGCGGGGGGUGGGUAAGGGGGGGGGGGGGGGGGGGGGGGGGGGGGGACGCCAACAAACGGGGGGGGCAACAAUUAAAAAAUAUAAGAAUUAA
Messenger RNA from Dicrocoelium dendriticum, 270 nucleotides. NCBI's taxonomy places the organism in Eukaryota, Metazoa, Platyhelminthes, Trematoda, Plagiorchiida, Dicrocoeliidae. The record is from the annotation of a GenBank genome assembly.